Messenger RNA from Cyphomyrmex costatus, 1882 nucleotides. RefSeq names its product UDP-N-acetylglucosamine pyrophosphorylase mmy (gene mmy). Lineage: Eukaryota; Metazoa; Arthropoda; Insecta; Hymenoptera; Formicidae. Gene Ontology annotation, molecular function: UDP-N-acetylglucosamine diphosphorylase activity. Gene Ontology annotation, biological process: UDP-N-acetylglucosamine biosynthetic process. The transcript is spliced from 4 exons. The record is from RefSeq and is a predicted model, not a curated record. Bases 421 to 1842 code for a protein of 473 amino acids.
UGAAAAGACGCGAAAGAAAUAUUUAUCGGUUAUUGGCAGCGGUGCGGUACAUAAUCGCGCUGCUUCGUGAGGUGAUCAGCUCCUUUUCGUUCGACAGCUCUGUGAAACGGUCACAGAUGAAGGAGAAACAAGUCGAGCUCGUCUGCUCGUUGUAAAUAGGCAGGUUAUCUCUCACUAUCGUUGAAUGUUAUUGCGUCGCGGAAGAAAAGCUCAUCUAAAGGACGGCAUCCACGGCACGAGCUACACCGACCCGCACCGACCACACGGACGAAGCUCUCGUUGUAAGACGUAAAAGAUAUGGUAGGAAAGAAAAAGAAGAUUGUACGCGCGGAGAAGGCCGGUCUCGCGGGAGGGGUCGAUAAGAGAAAUCGAGCCGGGCGUGCUACGUGGAAUCGUGAAAGUGAAGAUUAUUGACACGGCAUGAGUAUGGAGCGACUAAAAAAGAAGCUGAGGGAGUACGAUCAGGAACAUCUGCUCAGAUUUUGGGAGGAGUUGACGGACGAGGAUAGGAAGCAACUGGAGAAUGAUAUAGAUGAGCUUGACCUGCAGGAAAUUACGGCAUAUUUUAAGAAGGCUAUGGAAUCCUCUCAGAUCAUUGGCCAGAAUAUACUGGAUGACAAGCUACAGCCGAUUGAUGAGACCAAGAUAGCUUCUGUCAAGACAUCCACUGAAGAAGAGUUGAAUUUGUAUAAAGAAUAUGGUUUGAAAGAAAUAGCCCAAGGUAGAGUGGCUGUGUUAUUGUUGGCAGGUGGUCAAGGCACGCGACUAGGAGUCACCUAUCCUAAGGGGAUGUACGAUGUUGGAUUGCCAUCGCAUAAAACUCUUUUUCAACUGCAGGCAGAAAGAAUACUCUGCCUGCAAAAUAUGGCGCAACGACAAUAUGGGAAACAUGGAGAGAUAACUUGGUAUAUUCUUACUAGCGAAGCUACUCAUGUUGCCACUAUCGAAUAUCUAAGCAGACAUAAUUAUUUUGGUUUAAAAGAGAAAAAUGUUAAAACCUUCAAACAGAGUAUGCUACCGUGUUUCACCUUCGAUGGAAAAAUUAUUUUGGACGCUAAGCAUCGUAUUUCCAAGGCUCCCGAUGGUAACGGAGGAUUGUAUCGUGCUUUGAAAACUCAAAAAAUAUUGAACGAUAUGGAACAACGCGGUAUUCGGAGUAUUCACGCACAUUCCGUGGACAACAUCUUGGUGAAAGUAGCAGAUCCUACAUUCAUAGGAUACUGCUUGCUAUCUGAAACCGAUUGUGGAGUUAAAGUUAUCGAAAAGUCUUCGCCUUCUGAAGCCGUUGGCGUAGUUUGUAAGGUAGACGAUCACUAUCAAGUAGUUGAAUACAGCGAAAUGACAAAGGAAACUGCAGAGCUUCGACAUGUCAGUGGGCAAUUGGUAUACAAUGCUGCUAAUAUAUGCAAUCAUUACUUUACGGUCGACUUUUUAAAAGACAUUGGACACCUUCAUGAGAAAGAUUUACUUUUGCAUAUGGCGAAAAAGAAAAUUUCAUACGUUAAUGACGAUGGGGAAAGAAUCGUUCCAAAAAUUCCUAACGGUAUCAAGAUAGAAAAGUUUGUGUUUGACGUGUUUCCUUUCGCAAAGAAUUUCGCGGUAUGGCAGGGAACGCGCAAGGAGGAAUUUAGUCCGUUGAAAAAUUCAAAUUCCGUUGGUCAAGAUUGUCCAAACACCGCUCGGAUCGAUUUGCUCAAUUUACAUAAAAAAUGGCUGUUGGAAGCCGGUGCAAAACAAGUUGAAGACAAUGUCGAAAUCUCUCCCUUGCUCUCGUAUGCGGGAGAAAAUUUGUGUCAAAUCGUAAACGGUCAAUCUUUCGUGGGACCACAAAUUCUCGAAUAAUAAGGGACAAUUUUUCAUUCUUUUAUAAUAAUGACAUAUU